UCACACCGCUUCGCACGUUUUUAUGCGGCGUUAUUAUUUUUUGUUGCUUUCUGACGUAAAUCUGUAGUUGUUAAAGCCCCGAAAAUCGUGCUUCCACUCGUAAGGCUUAAGUGAAUGGUUAAUAAUAUUAUGUGAUAACACCAAAACAAACAAAUCAAGAUAUAGUGAGUGGAAGAACCCAAAAGACAGCGCCGAUACACAGGAUACAUAUAUAAAGACGUUUUCAAAAAUAAGGAGAGGCAGACUUGAAAAGACUGCCCCAAUCACCCAGUUCUACCCACAUCCCCCCACAACAACUUCGCCAGCAUGUUGCGUAACACGCCUCUCGGGGCCACGCCCACCUACAAACUACUCCUGGGCUUUGGACUCUGCUCCCUUGGAGGAGCCAUGCUAUAUGCCUACUUCAAGACUCGAAACGACGAGGAGGAAGCGGACGCAAGUGGCCAACGGCAGGCACCCGGGAUUAGAGGACAGUCGAAUGAACAGAAGCCCCAGAAGGAAGUGUGCCUCAAAAUCGUGGUGGACAACGAGCAUGUGCCCCUGAUAAUGGGACGCGGUGGAUCCAAUAUCAAGCUGAUUGAAGAAAAGACCUUGGCCAAGAUAAGAUUACGGGACAAAGACAGUGGUCACAAAUUCUGCGACAUAAACGGCGUUCCUGAUGCGGUCAAGGCAGCUCGUGUCCUGCUGAUCAAGGAGAUUGAACGUGCGCCCGUAGUGAAAGUGGAACUACAGGUGCCGCAGAGACUGGCCAGCAAACUAAAUGGACGCGGUGGCGAGCUCCUCCAGGAGAUCCGGAGCAGUUCGCUGGCCAAACUGAAUAUCGAUUUGAAUGGGCGGAAUGGGAAGGCCAAGAUUACGAUUAUCGGCAAUCAAAAGCAAGUGAACAUAGCGCGAAAAAUGCUCGAUGAUCAGAUAGAGGAGGAUGAGGAACUCGUGCGAUCCAUGGAGGAGGUGGAACAGCGUCGCGAACCCCGUCGAUCUCCCACCAACAGCAUUGCGUCCUCCAGCAUGUACUCCUCCCAGACAUCCCUUAGCUCUCACACACAGCCCAGGGAUAAGCUAAUGGCCUCCAAGGGCGAGGGCAAGCCAAUGGAGGUUUACGUGUCCGCCGUGGCAUCGCCUACUAAAUUCUGGGUGCAGCUUAUCGGACCGCAGUCCAAGAAGCUCGAUAGCAUGGUCCACGAGAUGACCAGCUAUUAUAGUAGUGCGGAAAACAGAGCCAAGCACGUGCUCACUGCUCCCUAUGUGGGUCAGAUUGUGGCAGCUGUCUUCAAGUUCGACGAGAAGUGGUAUCGCGCCGAAAUCGUGGACAUUAUGCCCAAUCAGUACAAUCCAAAGGAGCAGGUGAUUGAUCUCUACUUUGUGGAUUAUGGCGAUAGCGAAUAUAUUUCGCCAGCUGAUAUUUGCGAGCUGCGCACUGAUUUCCUCACGCUCAGGUUUCAAGCUGUUGAAUGCUUCUUGGCCAAUGUAAAGUCUACCAUCCAGACUGAGCCUAUUACCUGGCCAAAGUCCUCAAUCGCGAAAUUCGAAGAGCUGACAGAGGUGGCACACUGGAGAAAGCUGAUUGCUCGAGUGGUGACCUACAAGGAGCGUCCUCAGGCAACAACCGCUGUAAACUCCGCCGCCAAGGAGGGAACCCCGCUGCCCGGAGUGGAACUUUUCGAUCCAGCCGAUAACUCUGAACUGAAUAUUGGCGAUCUGAUGAUCACCCAGGGCUUUGCCCUGCCCCUGGACGAUUCGUAUCCAGUGCGGUCACGCUCCUCGACGCCCUCAAGUAACAGUGAUUCCACCAUUGAGGAGUUGUGCGUCAGCAAUCCAGUGACUCCGCUCACGCCUCACUCACCCAUGUCGAUGUCCAUUGAUGUAGAGAGCAUUACGCAGGCGGAGGACGAACAUCUCGCCCAGCAGCUGCAGCAUUUGCAGCACAAACUAAACGCUAACGACAUUAAAUCCAUUAAUCCGGUUAAAUUAACGGCUACAGACCUCGAAAACGGGAAUAACAACAAUGCCAGAACCACAAAUGGUGGUAGCGCGCAUUAGGAAUCCACAUUGUUACUAGUUAUCCUCGCCUAAUUGUUUAUAAGAUGAAGGCUGGAUGGGCAGCUCACUACUUGACGUGUACAUAAAAGUAUAGCUUUUAAGGAACUUAUUAUAUAGGUACGAAAGAAAUGUGUUUAAUUUAUCGCCGUGACUGAUCAACAUAUCCUAGAUCCUAAAAGCUGACGAUGGAACGGCACAGAUCCUUAAUUGUUUAUAGCAACCUUUGCCAUGUUACUUAUUGUUAGCAAGAACAAGAAAAACAUUUGUACAUCAACAAAAAAUACACAAGAGAUCACAAAUUUAUCAAAAGAAAUGCAUUUUAUACGAAGAUCAAA
This is a messenger RNA of Drosophila erecta, 2375 nucleotides long. It is a transcript of the gene papi, whose product is annotated as tudor and KH domain-containing protein homolog. The transcript is spliced from 5 exons. The coding region runs from base 307 to 2040 and encodes 577 amino acids. The record is from RefSeq and is a predicted model, not a curated record. NCBI's taxonomy places the organism in Eukaryota, Metazoa, Arthropoda, Insecta, Diptera, Drosophilidae. Gene Ontology annotation, molecular function: RNA binding. Gene Ontology annotation, biological process: spermatogenesis.